UGUCUCAUCGACAACGGUUUUCCCUACCAGACUGGCAGAACCCGAGCAAUCUCCAAGUAUCUCCAGCCCAAGGAUGGCUGGAAAGUCUUACGUCUUCAAGAGGUCGACAUGAACCUUUACCGAAGGCUCGUAGCAGCGACUUGGACUUGUAGCUUCGACAUUGACAACUGCAACAAGGCGCGGUUGAGGGCUUUCUUCAUUGACUACAUCAGCAACUCCGAUGGCGUAACAACCAGCGAGCUGACGCGCAUGUUUCAGAGCUGGCUCACACUCUUCGAUACCAUCCAGAAGAGAAUCACAGCUGUGAAUAAAGCAGCAAUGGCCGUCCAGUCUCGUCUCAAGACUGUUUCCGGCAAGGUUAGCUCGAUCAAGAAGAAGGUGUGCCAAAAGAACGCAUGCAAAGGCAAGACAGUAUCUUCAUAUCUGACAAAAGCAUCCAAAGCAUUCACGGCAACCAAGACUCUCAACAAUAUUCCAGCUGCGGGCGCCAAGGCAGGCAAGAAUAUCCCCAGGGCCAAGCACCUGACCCAGAUGUGCCUCACGUCUGCGACAACUCCUGCCAACGAAGACUAUUACUACGAGCUGUUCCUGACUGCCAACUUUGGAACCACAAAGCACUUGCCCAAGGCAUUCCAACUCGUCGAAGACUUUCCCAUCGCAGCUUCAGAGCUCAAGGGUCUCGUUGUCCCGAUGUCAGAUCUCACCAAGCACUCAACUCGAGCCCGUGGCGUCCAAACACACCUCAAUGGCAUCCUCAGCCAAAACUGGAAGACCAACAAGGAACUCUCCAAAACUAAGGCGUCUCGCAACGUCCGUGACGGCUUCAUCCAGAUCCAGACCCUCGUCAAGCGAGACCUGCGUCCUCCCGUCAACGACUUGAUCAAGGCACUAACGGCUCUCCAUGCGGAGCUCGACAAGUUCCCGCUGCGGAGCAAGACGCUCGAGUUCAGGUACGGCGCUGUGCCGUAUGAGCGCUGGAGCACACAGGAGUGGGAGGUGCCGUGUGCGCAGGAUGUUUGGCGGGAGUUUGAGCAGGGAGGGUUCAAGGAUGCCAGGUACUUUACUGAGAUUCAAGUCUGUGACUUUGGGCCUAACCGUAUUACUUUCCCGGACCACCACCUUCCUUUCAUCAAGUACCGGUUUGUGUAA
Ilyonectria robusta is the source of this 1149-nucleotide messenger RNA. RefSeq lists its product as uncharacterized. Lineage: Eukaryota; Fungi; Ascomycota; Sordariomycetes; Hypocreales; Nectriaceae. The transcript has 3 exons. The record is from RefSeq and is a predicted model, not a curated record. The annotation marks the transcript as partial.